Hemicordylus capensis (graceful crag lizard) is the source of this 939-nucleotide messenger RNA. RefSeq names its product olfactory receptor 10G6-like. The record is from RefSeq and is a predicted model, not a curated record. Lineage: Eukaryota; Metazoa; Chordata; Lepidosauria; Squamata; Cordylidae. Gene Ontology annotation, cellular component: membrane. Gene Ontology annotation, molecular function: G protein-coupled receptor activity; olfactory receptor activity. Gene Ontology annotation, biological process: G protein-coupled receptor signaling pathway. The transcript has a single exon. The coding region runs from base 1 to 939 and encodes 312 amino acids.
AUGGAAUGUCCAAAUCAAACAUCCCCAACUGAGUUUGUCCUCUCAGGGUUCCCAUACCCACCAGAGAUGAAGGUCCCUUUGUUCUUGUUCUUCUUCCUCGUAUUUAUAUUGACCCUCUCUGGCAAUUCCUUGAUCCUCUGGGUGGUAGCGUCUAACCUCAAGCUACACAAGCCCAUGUAUUGGUUCCUCUGCCAUCUGUCCAUCCUCGACAUGGCUUUCUCCUCUGUGGUUGUUCCCAAGAUGAUUGCAGGGUUCAUUCCUGGUAGAAAGUUCAUCUCUUUUGGAGGAUGUGUGACUCAGGUAUUCUUCUUCCAGUUCCUUGGAUGUGCAGAAAGUCUUCUGUACACCUUGAUGGCUUAUGACCGCUUUCUGGCUAUUUGCAAACCCCUCCAGUACACCACCAUCAUGAAUUGGAGAGUCUGUCUCAUCCUCUCCUUGGGUACAGUGAUUGGAGGCUGCCUGAACUCAGUGCUGGAGACAACUCUCACCUUCCGCUUGCCCUAUGGUCAGAGAAACCAAAUUAACUACAUCUUCUGUGACAUCCCUGCUGUGUUGAAGCUGGCUUGUGCUGACACAACACUCAAUGAGCUUAUGAUCUUGGUUGACGUUGGCUUAGUGGCUAUGACCUGCUUCCUCCUUAUCCUGACCUCCUAUGUCUAUAUCAUCUCUGCUAUUCUGCGGAUCAGUACCUCUGAAGGACGUCGCCGAGCCUUCUCUACUUGUACAGCCCAUGUUACAGUGGUGUUCAUAUUUUAUGUCCCAACAGUUUACCACUAUUUGAGGCCAACAUCUCAGGGCUCAAUGGAUGGUGUGGUCAGCAUCUUCUACACCACAAUCACUCCAUUUUUAAACCCUGUCAUAUACACACUUAGGAACAAGGAGAUGAAAACUGCGCUGGGGAAACUGUGGCAUAGAGAAAAGAUGAGUGAAUUCAUAUGA